This is a messenger RNA of Synchiropus splendidus (mandarinfish), 477 nucleotides long. RefSeq names its product sterile alpha motif domain-containing protein 12-like. Gene Ontology annotation, biological process: cell surface receptor protein tyrosine kinase signaling pathway. The transcript is spliced from 4 exons. Gene Ontology annotation, molecular function: protein binding. Gene Ontology annotation, cellular component: cytoplasmic side of plasma membrane. The record is from RefSeq and is a predicted model, not a curated record. NCBI's taxonomy places the organism in Eukaryota, Metazoa, Chordata, Actinopteri, Syngnathiformes, Callionymidae. The coding region runs from base 62 to 340 and encodes 92 amino acids.
GGCCCGGCAGCUCAGACGCGUCGCUGCCGUUGUUGACCGCCGACUCCCAGCUGGAGCAGAGAUGGACGUGGGAAGGCGCGUGUCUGCGUGGUCGGUGGAGGAGGUGCUGGACUGGAUGGAGGCUCAGUUCCCAGAGCUGGCCGUGGUCCUGCAGAAGGCCAUCAUCAAGCACGACAUCUCAGGCCGAGCGCUGCUGAGACUCAAGGACCAUCACCUGGAGCUGCUGGGCGUGGAGGCGCCGGAGCAGCAGCAGGAGCUUCUGCAGGACCUCCUUCUGCUGCGGGUCCGAGAGGAAACCCAGGAACUGGCCGACAUCUGCGCCGAGCUCUUCUCCCCGUGAUGGGCCUCCUCCCUAACCCGUCCCUCAGCUCUCCACCAGAGGCAGUGUGGCACCGGUCCUCACUUUCAUUUGACUCAAGUUGUCAUGCUGCAACCUCUGCUAGCCUUUAGCAUUGCUAGCGUCCCAGCAGACCACAG